Molecule: messenger RNA, 1446 nt
Organism: Rubroshorea leprosula
Lineage: Eukaryota; Viridiplantae; Streptophyta; Magnoliopsida; Malvales; Dipterocarpaceae
Source: the annotation of a GenBank genome assembly
ACUGAGUUUGAUAUUGUUCUGAGUUUCCUUCUUCUUUUCUUCUUGUGAGCUUUUGGGUAUAUUGUCUUACAAGGGCUUUGUAUUCUUCUUGGAUUGGGUUAAUCCUUGAAGGGGUUGAGUGAGUUGAGAUUCACUUGUAAGGGUUUAAUCUUGCACCCGUAAGCAAGAGUUUGUUCCGGUUUAAUCUUGCACCCGUAAGCAAGAGAUUUUUAGUGGAUUGAACUCUCGAGCAAGGAGACUUGGGGAGUGGACCUUAUAAAUUGCAAAUUUGAUUUAAGUCUUGAAAGAAAAAGAAACAAGUUUUUAAGUGUAAAUUGAUAAGACCCAAUUCAACCCCCUUCUUGGGUAACUAGCUGGGAUUACAAUUGGUAUCAGAGCAGGUUCUCUUAGAAAUAGGUUUAACAAUCUUGAGUAGAUCCAUGACUUUCCAAGCUCAUUUUGUUGAAGGUCAUUCAAUCACUAGGCCACCUUAUUUUGAUGGAACAAAUUACCAAUACUGGAAAAAUAGGAUGCAAAUUUGGUUAGAAGCAAAUAGCUAUGAGAUGUGGGAUUGCAUUGCUAGAGGACCUUAUAAAGUAUUAGCUAGAGACCAGAAUAACCAACUUGUUCCUAAGGAUCUUGCAUCAUAUGAUCAAGCUGAAAAAAAGAAACUGCAGAUAAAUGCUCAAGCUAAAAAUGCAUUGUUCUGUGCUUUACAUCCUAGUGAAUAUGAUAGAAUUAGUGCAUGUGAUUCUGCUAAGAAAAUGUGGGAUAAAUUACAAGUGGCUCAUGAAGGAACUAAUGAAGUCAAGAAAUCAAAAAUUAACAUGUUGGUUCAAAAAUAUGAGCUAUUCAAAAUGAAAUCAGAUGAAGACAUUAAAGACAUGUUUACUCGUUUUAGCAAAAUCACUAAUGAAUUAAAGCUUUUUGAUAUGGUGCUUUCGGAGGAAGAUAAGGUCAGAAAAAUUCUUCGCUUCUUGCCAAAAUCCUGGAGCUCAAUCAAGAUGACAAUAGAAGAAGCUCAUGAUUUAAGUGCCAUGACUGUUGAGAUGCUACAAGGGAAGCUUCUUACACAUGAAAUGGCCAUGAAAAAUGAUAAAAGUGAUGAUGAUUCUCGGAAGAAGAAAUCUGUAGCUUUCAAAAGCUCCUCCACAAAUGAAAGUGACAGUGAUGAAAAGGAUGAUGAAGAAUUUAUAGUGCUUGCUCGAAAGUUUAAGAGUUUCCUAAAGAAAGACAAGCUGAAGAAUCAAGAAUAACAAAAGAAAAAUUACAAAAGCAGUAAAGGAAAGGGAGAAAUCAAUAAAAAGAAUGAAAUUAUCUGUUACAAAUGUAAGAAGGCUGGACAUAUUAAAUCUGAGUGUCCAAACAAUGGUGAAAAAAGUCUAAAAGCCAAAAAGAAAAGAAGGCAAUGGUUGCCACAUGGAGCUGCAGUGAGGACUCAUCUUCUAGUAAAGAAGUAAGUGACAU